UUCCUCUACUAUUGCGUUGAAUAUGUCUCUCCCCCAAAACGCUUUCGAUGCGACGGUCCUACACGACUUUUGCCAUAUAGAGGAGUUACCUCACAUCCCCACUUCCAACCAAUGUCAAGCGACGAUCGCUCUGCUCCAGCCCCUUAGAAACACCGACAUCCUCGAAUCAUGUCGGCGAGCCCGGGCGAUCUGCGGCUCCAACUCCGCACCAAAUAGCUGCCGUGACGCUAAACACGAAUUCCUCAAUUUUGAUUCCCCCAGCAAAGCAUGGAGACAGGAAAUGAUGAAGCGUCCCACUUACACGCGGCUGGUCUUCGAUCGGACGCUCCCGCCACGGGGCAUCGAUAAGUCGCCGGAACUUUACUAGAACCACAGAAUGCCAGAGAAGGUCAGUCUUGCUAUUAGGGACAGUGACGUUAUUACUCUGGCCAGAACUAUCGCUUUAACUACAGUGAUGCGGGCCAAAGUUGAAAUAGUAUCAUUUGAUGCACUGUUCGACCCGAAGGAAGGGGUGAGUGUUCGGAGUGUGAAGGUAUUGAAGAGCCAGCUUGUUGCUCUC
Molecule: messenger RNA, 559 nt
Organism: Aspergillus fijiensis CBS 313.89
Lineage: Eukaryota; Fungi; Ascomycota; Eurotiomycetes; Eurotiales; Aspergillaceae
Exons: 1
Coding region: 23-367 (114 amino acids)
Source: RefSeq, a predicted model, not a curated record